Alosa alosa (allis shad) is the source of this 2089-nucleotide messenger RNA. It is a transcript of the gene mterf3, whose product is annotated as mitochondrial transcription termination factor 3. The record is from RefSeq and is a predicted model, not a curated record. The transcript has 7 exons. Gene Ontology annotation, cellular component: mitochondrion. Gene Ontology annotation, molecular function: double-stranded DNA binding. Gene Ontology annotation, biological process: regulation of DNA-templated transcription; mitochondrial ribosome assembly. Bases 667 to 1959 code for a protein of 430 amino acids. Lineage: Eukaryota; Metazoa; Chordata; Actinopteri; Clupeiformes; Clupeidae.
UUGGUACAUUCAGGACUUCCGCAACAUUGGAAAGGACAUGUGAGGUUUCUGUGAGGGAAGAGUUAGGUGAAUGCAUGGAACGGGCAGACGACUAGCAAAAAAAGUAUGUAGAGAUGGUGUUAUAUGAAGCAUGAUUAACAUACACAGGCAGAGUUAUUGUCGUUUGUGUUCAUAGGCUAUUGUAGUAGUAAAAUGACGUCUUAAUUUCCGUGUUACUAUUCAACGAAACUAGCCGGUGUCAUUGUCGCUGUCCCCAAUACAUUAUCUAGGAGUGUUAAACGCUGUGGGUCUCUAAUCAGUAAAUAUUCCACUGAUGUGUGCGCUGUGUCAGCUUCAAUUUGUUUACAAACAUGCUGGCAUAACGUGCUAGAUAGCAUUAGCAUGUAACGUUAUGCUUAUUAGCUCAAUCAAUUUUUUGGCUUCAGUCAGUGAGGGACAUGUAAUGCAUUAUACGACCGUAGAAUGUUUCGUAUUUUGACCGUUUUAGGGGUCAUCCGGGUACUUUCAGUGCACUGAUUUUUUUUGUGUUAUACUUAACAUUAAGUGUGCAAGUAGACGGAAUGAGAUCACAGCCUGAGAUUGAUCAAUGCUAUAGGCCUACUUGAUAAUCAGAGGCCGUUACCAGCAGCAAACUGUUUUGUGUAUAUAUUUUUUAGAAGCUGCCCCAUGUUUUCCCCCAGUAUGCACUUCUGUCAAAGAUGUCUCCGGCUGCUGCGUAGGGGCAUGAUAUCGAUCAUCACCAUCAAACAUCCCACCAACUAUGUUGCUGCCCUCCAGCAGCCUUUGGAUUAUCACAAAACCUCAAUGAGACGCAUGUGCAGCAGUUUCACACCGCACCUCAACCUACAUAGUGGUCAGAGAUCCUCAAAGAUUUCAAUAGGCAGGUUGGGAGUGGGAGCACUUCGAGGCUUGUGUGAAUCAGUCACACAACAUGGUCAGGUAAAACAACAUGACUGUGAAGAACCAGAGGCAAAAAUGUUAAUACCUCACAAGCAGGGGCAGGCACCCAGCAGAAAAGUCCCUUUGACAACUCUGGUUGAUUUGGAGGAUAUCCCACGCCUCUCAGCCCUCGAGGAAAUCAGUGAUGAGGAGGCAGUUCAGAUUGUGGUGCCUCAUGCUUUGCCUCCCACCUCAUUCUCCCUCGGAGACUACGUUGACAAAUCAGACACACUCACCAAGCUAGUGCAACUAGGGGUAGAACUGUGGAAGCUGGAGCAGCAACGGAACGUGGGCUCCAUGCUGGUGAGGCUGGACUUCCAGUCAGAUGUGGCCCCUCGACUGCUCUUCCUGAAGGAUCUGGGGCUGCAGGAUGGCCAACUGGGCUCUAUAAUCACCACCAACCCCUUCAUCCUCACAGAGAGACUGGACAAACUGAAGGCCAGAGUCUCCUAUCUCAAGUCAAAGAAGUUCAGCACAAAUUCAAUAGCCUCUAUGGUUUCUAAAGCCCCUUAUUUGUUGAACUUCAAUGUAAAGAGGCUGGACAAUCGUUUAGGCUUUUACCAAGACACCUUGGGUCUCAACCCCGAAAAGACAAGGGACAUCAUCACUCGUCUCCCCAGACUCCUGUGUGGAAGUCUAGAGCCAGUGAAGGAGAACCUGAAGGUAUAUGAGCUAGAAUUUGGAUUUCGUACAGGUGAAAUACAACACAUGGUCACUGAAGUGCCAAAAAUGUUGACCGCAAACAAGACAAAACUGAGCAAGAUAUUUGAUUACAUUCACAACACCAUGGGAAUUCCCCAUUCUCUUAUCGCCAAAUUCCCUCAGGUUCUGAAUGCCCAGUUUUUGCGGAUCAAAGAGAGGCACCUUUUCCUGAAGUAUCUAGGAAGAGCCCAGUAUGACCCAGCUGAACCAAACUAUGUUUCCCUAGAUCGCCUUGUGGCACUCCCAGAUGACGUCUUCUGCACCAGUGUGGCACUUGCCACAGUAGAUGAUUUUGAAUGCUUUCAAAAAACGUUAUAGUCUAUUUUCAGGUUUGUCUCGAAAUUCUGCUUAUUUCUUCAUUGCAUUGUGUUAACAAGGCAUCAUUAACAAAUCGAGUUGUAUGCAGUUGAUGGUUCACCAACAUUUCAAUAAACUGCUUUGUGCUUUA